GGCUACGACACAGAAGUGGGCGAAUUUGGUGCUCAGCUUUCCGGUGGUCAGAAACAGCGAAUUGCGAUUGCUCGGGCAAUAAUCCGCGAACCGCGAGUGCUUCUGCUUGACGAAGCAACUGCAGCUUUGGAUACCGCCAGCGAAAAGGCGGUUCAAAGUGCACUCGAGUCGGUCAGUAAAAAUUGCACAUGCAUUUACGUGGCUCACCGACUCUCAUCUAUACGAUCCGUCAAUAGGAUCUAUGUUCUGGUCGAUGGUGAGAUUGCUGAGCAAGGUAUCAUGUCGUCGACAUGUUUUUUCUUCCAAAAUUUAUUUUGGAACUACAAAUUUUUAUUAAAGUACCUGUAUGAUAUCAAGUGUUAUAUUAGUUAGUA
Gongylonema pulchrum is the source of this 374-nucleotide messenger RNA. The record is from the annotation of a GenBank genome assembly. NCBI's taxonomy places the organism in Eukaryota, Metazoa, Nematoda, Chromadorea, Rhabditida, Gongylonematidae.